GGAAAGUUUUCAAACCGGAAUGAGUUUCAAAAGGAAAGAACCGGAUUUCACGGACAGUCCGGCUCGUUUAAACCGAGGCCCGGAGCAGGGCUGCAGGAAGCCGCCGUGGAUGGAGACAAAACCUUCGUUUUCUCUGCUUGGGAGCGAAGAUCAAAGCCCCGAAGCAGCUGAGGAAAGAGAUGCUCCCGACUGCAGCGGACCCAGUGGAGGUUCUGGCAGAGCCCAGGCCCGGUUUCACAGCAGAGCCGGGAAGCUCAGGAGCUCCAGGAGCAGCUGGGCAGACGUGAGGCAAAAGAACAAGAGAUUGCACCAAAGUGUGAUUAAAGUCCUGAGUCAGCGGGUCUCUGAGGGCCGCAGCUCCACACAGGAUGGACACUUCACCUUGACAGGAGAGACCAGACGUGAAAUGAUGCAGAACCUCUACAUCCAGAAAGGGAUCAGCAUGGUGAAUGUGGCUCCUCUGCAAGAGUCCUGUUUGGAGAACAUCCAUGACCUGAUCCCCUCCAAGCUGAGACUCCUGAGCACCGAGCUGAGCCUGCUGGAUGAUGAGAUCAAGGGGGAAUAUCUGCACAGCAUCAGGACCGCAAUCUUAUCGUAUCAACUCAAAGAUUCAAGCGGAAGUGAGACGGGAGAGGAGACGGAUCUGCCUCCUCACAGACUAGAAAUGGAAAUGGUGCCGAAGCCGUGGAAUCGCUCGUUUGUCCAAGCGAGGAAGAGGAUGAAUCAAAAUCUUCACUGUGUCAGACGCUCCCUGCUGCAACUGAUGCUUCUGUGGCACGAAUUUUACAAAGACGUCCGUCUGAUUGAUGUGGCAGAGUUCUGCAGCAGAGAAAAGUUCGUCGAGCUGUCCGAGUUUCAGCAGAUGGUCACUGAACAUGCUGAUCUCACCAAAACCUUCCUCCUGGAACAUUGGCUCUCUGAUGUGCACAACGCUUUCUGCGUGGGCAGCGUGCAAAACCAGCUGCUUUCCCUCAGCAAGAAGGGCAAACUUGAAUCUUUCUUCAACUGCGUAGCAGCUCUGAUGACCCUGCAGCUGCAGAAACUCACCCUCAACUCACUGAGUGACUACACAAGAUUCAUUUCUAAGGAUUUGCAUUCAGAGAGAACCAGAGGGACACCGGGCUUUGUUGUGCAUCUGAUCCUGGAGGACACGGACAUAAAGUUUGAGCCAGACUUCAGGACGUAUGAGGAGGCCGUCAUUAGCGCGUUUGAGCUCAUGCUCAGGUCCACCAGACGUAUACCACGGGUAGAAACCGUACUGUUUCCAGAUUGGGAGUGCAAUGUGGGAAAAACCUUGCAGCCCAUCAUCCUUCCAGAGACCGUGCAGGCCCAGCAGGAGGAGGUGCGCAGGGCGUUCUGGGCUGAGACAGAGAAGCCCACAGAGUUCGUCCACCGGUACGACCAGUACUCCAUGCUGGUGUCCCGGCAGGCAGAGGAGAAGGUGCAGCAGUUCCUCAGUCAGCGGAAAUCCUUCCAAGACAUCAUGGAGGAGGCCGUCUACUAUCACCAGCUUGCAGAGGAGAUUCAGUACAUGCCGUGCAAAGUGAUACAGCUCGGCAUGUUUGAGGUCCAGUCCCACAAGCUCAUCCACUCACUGGUCAAACGUGCUCAGGAGCUCAAACAAAAACUGGCCGUGCAGAUGUUACAGGACCAUCAGGAAAUCAACAGAAACCUCUGCCAUGAGUUUGAGAAGAUUUCAGAGAAGGCUCUGAGCUCGCCAGCUGAUACCCUGACACUGAUGGAGCUGAAGACCUACAUUGAGAAGGUUUUGAGCACAGAAAUGCCUCUUCUGGAGCAGCGGCUGGCUGACUCCAACAGACAGCUGUGUUCCCUCGUGGACUUCGUCACCCUGACGCCAGAGGAGCAGGAGCUCAACGCUGAAACCGUUCACUGGUUUCGCCGGAUGCCGCCCAUUUUUGAGAAAAACCGGCAGAUAAUUGAAGAGAAAACAGAGCUUUACCAGUCUGAACUGAAGAUGCACCGGGAGCGUUUCACGGACGAACUGGAGAGCUGCAGCGUGCAGAUGAAGGAGUUUCUUGGCUUUGGUGAGCUGUCAGAUCUGAGCAAGUACCUGAAGAAAGCGCAGGCCCUCAAUGCCAGGCUGGACUCAGCCAGUGAGAAGAUCAACGAGCUUAAUCUGGAAGAAGAGGCCUUCGGCUGGCCGGUGUCCCAGUACCCGCAGCGGAAACAGAUCCAGGACAGAUUCACACCGUUUCUGCGCCUGUAUGAGACAGCCUACGACUUCCUGACGCACCAUGAGCAGUGGCUCUGUGGGCCGCUCUCUGCUGUCAUUCCAGAUAAGGUGGAGGGUGAUGUUGGAAACUACUGGCGCACUUUAUACAAGCUGGAGAAAGGCUUCAGUGAGGUGCCCAAUGCCCUGAAAAUAGCCAGAACCAUAAAGGCCAAAGUGGAGGACUUUAAGGAGCACAUUCCCAUGGUGCAGGUGUUGUGCAACCCGGGCCUGCGCACGCGCCACUGGGACGCCAUGUCAGAGCUGUCCGGCUUCGUCCUGCACCCUGCCGACGAGCAGGCGUGCGUGGCUCAGUACCUGUCCAUGCAGCUGGAGCAGCACCUGAGCAGCUUCGAAGGCAUCAGCGAGGCGGCCAGCAAGGAGCACUCUCUGGAGAAGGCCCUGGAGAAGAUGGGCGGCGAGUGGCGGGACAUAGAGUUCACCCUGCUGGCCUAUCGGGAGACAGGCACCUUCAUCCUGUCCUCCGUGGAGGAGAUCCAGCUGCUGCUGGACGACCACAUAGUGAAGACGCAAACUAUGAGGGGCUCGCCCUUCAUCAAGCCUUUUGAGCAAGAGAUACGAGAAUGGGAGGGCAAGCUGCUGCUUUUGCAGGAGAUCCUGGACGAGUGGUUAAAGGUGCAGUUCACCUGGCUCUACCUGGAGCCCAUCUUUAGCUCCCCAGACAUCAUGGUGCAGAUGCCUGAGGAGGGACGCCGCUUCACAGUCGUGGAUAAAACCUGGAGGGAGACCAUGAUGCAGGUUACCGAGGACAGACACGUUUUAGCUGUGGUGGCCAUCGAUAAGAUGGUGGAGAACCUGAAACAGUCUAACGAGUUCCUGGAAAGCAUCCUCAAAGGUCUGAAUAACUACUUGGAGAAGAAACGCCUCUAUUUUCCUCGGUUUUUCUUCCUCUCCAAUGAAGAACUUCUGGAGAUCCUCUCCGAGACCAAAGACCCCACAAGAGUGCAGCCCCAUCUGAAGAAAUGCUUUGAAGGCAUUGCCAGUGUGGUGUUCACUGAAGAGCUGAAUAUCACCCACAUGCAGAGCAGUGAAGGUGAAAUGGUGGAGCUCCUGGACAUCAUUUCCACCUCCAAAACCAGGGGUCAGGUGGAGAAAUGGCUUCUUGAACUGGAGAUUGGCAUGGCGGUCUCCCUGCAAAAGGUAAUUGGAGACGCAAUCAAGGCUUACCCAGAAGAGCAGAGGAUGAACUGGGUCCGGGCCUGGCCUGGCCAGACUGUCCUGUGUGUCUCACAGGUCUACUGGACCAAGGAUAUCCAUGAAGCUCUUGCUUCGGGACCGAAGGCCCUGGAUGACUACCUGGCACAGAACAACAGACAGAUUGAUGACAUCGUGGCUCUGGUCCGUGGAAAGCUGUCCAAACAAAACCGCGUGACGCUUGGAGCUCUUGUUGUGCUGGACGUCCAUGCCCGGGAUGUUUUAGCCACACUGGUGCAAAAAGGAAUAAAAGACGAAAAUGACUUUGAGUGGCUGAGCCAGCUGCGAUACUACUGGCUGGAUGGUCAGCUUCACACCAAGAUGAUCAAUGCUGGUUUACCUUACGGCUAUGAAUACCUGGGCAACACGCCGAGGCUGGUUAUUACUCCACUCACUGACCGCUGUUACCGUACUUUGUUUGGAGCCCUCCACCUCCAUUUGGGAGGGGCCCCUGAGGGCCCUGCAGGCACAGGGAAGACGGAGACCACCAAAGACUUGGCCAAAGCCGUGGCCAAGCAGUGUGUGGUUUUUAACUGCUCAGAUGGACUGGACUACAUUGCGCUGGGCAAAUUCUUCAAAGGCCUUUUGUCCUGUGGAGCCUGGGCCUGCUUUGACGAGUUUAACCGCAUCGACCUGGAGGUGUUGUCCGUGGUGGCCCAGCAGAUUCUCACCAUCCAGAGAGGGAUCGCUGCCCACGCUGAAAUGCUGCUUUUUGAGGGGACAGAGCUGAAACUGGACCCCUCGUGUGCCGUGUUCAUCACCAUGAAUCCUGGCUACGCUGGACGCUCAGAGCUGCCAGACAAUCUCAAGGCUCUGUUCAGAACUGUGGCUAUGAUGGUGCCAGAUUACGCCAUGAUUGCAGAGAUCGUCCUCUACUCCUGCGGCUUUGUGACGGCGCGGCCUCUUUCAGUGAAAAUCGUGGCCACUUAUCGGCUGUGUUCAGAGCAGCUGUCCUCCCAGAGUCACUACGACUACGGCAUGAGAGCCGUCAAAUCUGUGCUGACUGCUGCAGGAAACCUGAAGCUGGCUUUUCCAGACGAGAAUGAGGACACCCUGUUGCUGAGAUCCAUCAUCGAUGUCAAUCUGCCAAAGUUCCUGGCCCACGAUCUGAAGCUUUUUGAGGGUAUUACCUCUGAUCUCUUCCCGGGUGUCAAACUCCCCAAACGAGACUAUAACACUCUCCUGGAGGCCAUUAAGGAAAACUGCCAGCUCAUGAACCUUCAAGUCACCGAGUUCUUCGCUGAGAAAAUCUUGCAGAUCUACGAGAUGAUGAUCGUCAGGCAUGGCUUCAUGCUCGUGGGCGAACCCUUUGGAGGAAAAACCUGUGCCUACCGUGUGCUGGCCGCAGCUCUUCAUGACAUCUUUAAAAAGGGUCUGAUGGAGGAGAACCAGGUCCAGAUCACAGUAAUCAACCCCAAAUCCAUCACCAUGGGCCAGCUGUACGGCCAGUUUGACCCCGUCUCUCAUGAGUGGUCCGAUGGCAUCCUGGCUGUCAGCUACAGAAGCUUCGCCUCCUCCAAGAGUCCUGACAGGAAAUGGCUGAUCUUCGAUGGUCCAGUCGAUGCCGUGUGGAUCGAGAACAUGAACACAGUGCUGGAUGACAACAAGAAGCUGUGUCUGAUGAGUGGCGAAAUUAUUCAGAUGUCGCCACAGAUGAGCCUCAUCUUUGAGCCCAUGGACCUGGAAGUGGCAUCUCCAGCUACGGUGUCUCGCUGUGGAAUGAUCUACAUGGAGCCCCACAUGCUCGGCUGGAGACCCCUCUUGCUGUCUUGGCUCAACACGCUGCCAACUACAGUCAAUGAUAGGCACAAAAGCCUCAUCACCGGGCUCUUUGACUGCACACUGCCCUCCUGCCUGCAGCUCAUUCGAAAGGCGACCAAGGAGUUGUCCCCGACCUCCGACGCCAACCUAGUCAAGUCCCUGAUGGAUCUGAUGGACUGCAUGAUGGAUGAGUUUCACGACCAAGCAAAGAUUAAGAGCAUGAGUGAAAACAAUAUCUGCUCCUGGUUGGAGGGCAUCUUUGUGUUCUGCCUGGUGUGGUCAGUGGGUGGCAGCUGUGACGACUCGGGCCGAGAGAAGUUCGACUCUGUGGUGCGAGAGAUGCUGAGCGGCCCUUUGAGCACAGAGACGAUGACCCGUCACGGCAUCCUGGGCGGUUCUGAAGGUCCGCCGGAACCGCUGACAGUUCCUCUGCCCACUGAGGGCACCGUCUACCAGUACCGCUUCAUUAAAGAGGGCCCAGGCAGGUGGGAGCUGUGGACGGACCAGCUGAAGAGCACCCCCAGCAUAAGCAGAGACAUGCAGUUCAACGAGAUCAUCGUGCCCACUGAGAACACCGUUCGCUACAUGGCGCUCAUGGAGCUGCUGGUUACUCACCAGAAACCCACUAUUUUCAUUGGCCCAACAGGCACAGGGAAGAGUGUCUACAUAACUGACUUCCUGCUGACUAAGCUGCAGAAGGAUGUGUACAGCCCGCUAUUUAUUAGCUUCUCAGCCCAGACCACAGCGGCCCAGACCCAAAACCUCAUCAUAUCGAAGCUAGAUAAGCGGCGCAAAGGAGUGUUCGGGCCUCCGCUGGGAAAGAAAAUGGUGGUGUUUGUAGAUGAUGUUAACAUGCCAGCCAGGGAGGUGUAUGGCGCUCAGCCCCCUGUGGAGCUGCUGCGUCAGUGGCUGGACCACUGGAACUGGUACGACAUGAAGGACUGCUCCGUGAUCAGCCUGCUGGAUAUCCAGAUCAUCUGUGCCAUGGGGCCACCAGGUGGUGGAAGGAAUCCUGUCACACCUCGUUUCCUGCGGCAUUUUAAUGUGAUCACCAUAAACGAAUUUGAUGAGAAGACCAUGUUUACAAUCUUCUCCCGGAUCACAGAAUGGCAUUUCAGCACACGGUUUUCCUUCCCAAAGCCGUUUGCGGCCUUGACCUCUGAGAUUGUCAGCAGCACUCUGUCUGUGUACCGGGAGGCGACCAAGAACCUGCUGCCAACGCCUGCUAAAUCCCAUUAUUUGUUUAAUCUGCGUGAUGUUUCCCGGGUCGUCCAGGGCAUCUGCCUGUCAAGACCAGAAACAGCAGAAGAGCCGUCUGUCAUCAGAAGACUCUGGGUCCAUGAGGUUCUCAGGGUGUACUGCGAUCGGUUGGUCCACGACUCCGACCGCUCCUGGCUCGUUGGCCAUUUGCAGGUCGUGGUUCAGGACCACAUGAAGGAAAACUUCCACCAGCUCUUCCAGCAUCUGGACCAGGACCAGGACGGCGUGGUGACGGACGACGACCUGCGCAGCCUCAUGUUCUGCGAUUUCCACGACCCCAAGGGCGAGGACCGCAACUACCGCGAGGUCCACGACCUGGAGAAGCUGCGUCAGGUGGUGGAGUCGCACCUGGACGAGUACAACAACAUCAGCAAAGCCCCCAUGAACCUGGUGCUGUUCCGCUUCGCCAUCGAGCACGUCUGCCGCAUCUCUCGCAUCAUCAAGCAGCCGAGUGGGCACGCCCUGCUGGUGGGAGUGGGCGGCAGCGGGCGGCAGUCGCUCACCCGGUUGGCGGCCUACAUGGCCGAGGCAGAACUUUUUCAGGUGGAAAUCACCAAGACCUACGGGAGCAAUGAAUGGCAUGACGACCUUAAGCUAAUCAUGAGGAAGUCCACCCAGGGCGAAGCUCACGGCGUGUUCCUCUUCACCGACACUCAGAUCAAAAUGGAGUCCUUCCUGGAGGACAUUGGCAACCUGCUCAACACCGGCGAGGUACCCAACCUGUUUGCCGUGGACGAGAAGCAGGAGAUCUGUGAGAAGAUGCGCGUGCUGGACCGCCAGCGGGAUCGAGACAAGCAGACGGACGGCAGCCCUUUGUCUCUGUUCAACAUGUUCUUAGAGCGCUGCCGCACGCAGCUGCACGUGGUGCUGGCCAUGAGUCCCAUCGGCGACGCCUUCAGGGACCGCUUGAGACGAUUCCCCGCGCUCAUUAACUGCUGCACCAUUAACUGGUUUCAGACUUGGCCUGAGGAUGCCCUGCAAGCGGUGGCUGAUCGCUUCCUAGAGGACGUUGAGAUGACGAAUGAGACCCGAGAAGGCUGCAUCAACAUGUGCAAGAGCUUCCAUACGUCCACCAUCGAGCUGUCGGCUCGCUUUCUGGAUGAACUGCAGCGCCACAACUAUGUCACCCCGACUUCAUACCUGGAGCUCAUCUCUACCUUCAAAGCUCUGCUGGGGACAAAAAGAGCUGAGGUGAUGAAACUAAAAUACCGUUAUCAAGUUGGCCUUGAGAAGCUGGAGUUAGCUGAAGGCCAGGUGACGACCAUGCAGGCUGAGCUGGAAGCCCUGAAGCCACAGCUGCGUGUGGCCGGCAAGGAGGUGGAUGAGAUGAUGGUGGUGAUGGAGCGUGAAUCCAAGGAGGUGGCCGAGAAGGAGAAGGUGGUGAAGGAGGACGAGGCCGUGUCCAACCAGCAAGCCAUGGCUGCCAAGGCCAUAAAGGAUGACUGUGACGCAGACCUGGCCGUAGCCACGCCCAUCCUCAAUUCUGCUUUAGAUGCGUUGAACACUCUCACCCCUCAGGAUAUCACGCUGGUGAAGUCCAUGAAAAACCCGCCCCCAGCUGUCAAACUGGUGAUGGAGGCCAUUUGCAUUCUUAAAGGUGUCAAGCCAGAUCGAGUGCCGGAUCCCUCGGGUUCUGGUAAAAAGGUUGAGGACUACUGGGGUCCAGCCAAAAAGCUUUUGGGAGACAUAAAGUUUCUGCAGAGCCUCCAUGAGUACAAUAAGGACAACAUUCCAGCAAACCUGAUAGCGGUCAUCCGCCAAAAGUACAUCACCAACCCAGACUUUGUUCCAGAGAAGAUCAGAACUGCCUCUACUGCAGCCGAAGGCAUGUGUAAAUGGGUCUGUGCCAUGGACAAGUACGAGAAAGUGGCCAAGGUUGUUGCUCCAAAGAAAGCCAAGCUUAAAGAAGCUGAAGAGGAGCUGAAGGUGGCCACGGAUGCCCUGAACAUUAAGCAGGCCGCCCUCAAAGAGGUCCAAGAUCAGCUGGCAAAGCUUAAAGAGACGUUGGAGUCAAACAAAAAGAAAAAAGCCGAUCUGGAGGAUCAGGUUGAUCUGUGCAAUAAGAAACUAGAGCGAGCCAAUCAGCUGAUUGGAGGCCUGGGUGGAGAGAAGACUCGCUGGAGUGAAAUGGCCUUAAACCUGGGACAGCUCUAUGAUAAUCUGACUGGGGACAUCCUCAUCUCAGCAGGCAUCGUGGCUUACCUGGGAGCCUUCACCUCCAACUACAGACAGGACCAGACGGAGAAGUGGAUAAAUCAGUGUAAGAGCAUAGAGAUCCCGUGUUCUGCCAACAUGUCCCUCAUGAACUCACUGGGGGACGCGGUGAAGAUCCAAGCGUGGACCAUCGCUGGCCUCCCUUCAGACAGCUUCUCCAUAGACAACGGCAUCAUGAUAUCCAAUGCCAGGCGAUGGCCUCUGAUGAUCGAUCCCCAAGGCCAGGCCAACAAAUGGGUGAAAAACAUGGAGAAAGCCAACAGCCUGCAUAUCAUCAAGCUGAGCGACUCUGACUUUGUGCGCACUCUGGAAAACUGCAUCCAGUUUGGAACUCCAGUGCUGCUGGAGAACAUUGGCGAGGAGCUGGACCCCAUCCUGGAGCCUCUCCUGCUCAGGCAGACCUUCAAGCAGGGCGGGGCGCUGUGCAUCCGUCUGGGAGACACAACCAUCGAGUACGCUCCCGAUUUCCGCUUCUAUAUCACCACAAAACUACGCAACCCUCACUACUUACCUGAGACCUCCGUGAAGGUGACGCUGCUGAACUUCAUGAUCACCCCUGAGGGCAUCCAGGAUCAGCUGCUGGGGAUCGUGGUGGCUCGGGAGAGGCCAGAUCUGGAGGAAGAGAAACAGGCUCUCAUCCUGCAGGGUGCAGAAAACAAAAGACAACUGAAGGAGAUAGAGGACAAAAUCUUGGAGGUGCUCUCCUCCUCUGAAGGCAACAUUCUGGAGGACGAAACAGCCAUCAAGAUCCUGUCCUGCUCCAAGGUGCUAGCUAAUGAAAUCUCAGAAAAGCAGGCCGUGGCUGAAGAGACGGAGCAGAAGAUCGAUAAGACCCGCAUGGGCUACAAACCCAUUGCAGUUCAUUCUUCCAUCCUGUUCUUCUCCAUUGCCGACCUGGCGAACAUUGAGCCGAUGUACCAGUACUCCCUGACCUGGUUCAUCAACCUCUUCAUCAACUCCAUCGAGAACUCAGAGAAGACUGACGACCUGGAUCAAAGAUUGCAGAUCCUGAAGGACCAUUUUACCUACGCUCUGUAUGUCAACGUGUGCCGCUCCCUGUUUGAGAAGGACAAGCUGCUGUUUUCCUUCUGCCUCAGCGUCAGUCUGCUCAUGCACAACAAGCUGGUGGAUGAGGCGGAGUGGCGCUUCCUUCUCACCGGCGGCGUAGGCCUGGACAACCCUCACGCCAAUCCCUGCAGCUGGCUUCCCAAUAAAUCCUGGGAUGAAAUCUGCCGUCUGGACGAAAUGGAAAGUUUCCAAAACUUCCGUCAGGAUUUGAUGGAAAGCCUCAGCGAGUGGAAACAGGUUUACGACAGCCAGAACCCUCACCAGACGGCAUUCCCAGGCGCAUGGCAGGAGAAGCUGAACCGCUUUCAGAAGAUGAUCGUGAUCCGUUGUCUCAGACCCGACAAGAUCGUCCCCAUGGUCCAGGAGUUUGUUUCAGGCAGCCUGGGCCAGCCCUUCAUCGAGCCGCCGCCCUUCAACCUGAGCACGGCCUUCACAGACAGCCACUGCUGCGCCCCCCUCAUCUUCAUCCUGUCCCCCGGCUCAGACCCCAUGGCGGCGCUGCUUAAAUUCGGAGAUGAGAAGGGCUUUUCUGGAAACAAGCUCACCUCCCUGUCUCUGGGCCAAGGCCAGGGUCCUAUAGCCAUGAAUAUGAUUCAGACGGGCAUUAACGAGGGCACGUGGGUGGUUCUGCAGAACUGCCACUUAGCCACUUCCUGGAUGUCAACACUGGAGCGAGUUUGUGAGGGCCUGGGCCCAGACGCCACCCACCCAGACUUCAGGCUGUGGCUGACCAGCUACCCCUCUCCCACCUUUCCUGUGACCGUGCUCCAGAACGGAGUGAAGAUGACCAACGAAGCUCCAAAAGGCCUGCGCUCCAACAUCGGCCGCUCUUUCCUGAUGGACCCCAUCUCCGACCCCGACUUCUUCAACAGCUCCAGCAAGCCGGCUGUGUUCAAGAAAAUGCUCUACGGCUUGUGCUUCUUCCACGCCCUGGCCCAGGAGAGAAGGAAGUUUGGACCACUAGGCUGGAACAUCCCGUACGAGUUCAAUGAGACGGACCUACGGAUCUCUGUGCAGCAGCUGCACAUGUUCCUGGAACAGUACCAGGAAGUCCCGUUCGAUGCCCUGCGCUACAUGACCGGAGAGUGCAACUACGGAGGACGUGUCACCGAUGACUGGGACAGACGAACCCUGCGCACGAUCCUCUCCAUCUUCUACACCUCACAAAUUAUCCAGGACCCUGACUAUAAGUUUGAUGCCAGCGGGCAUUACCGUGCGCCACCAGAGGGCGACUACAACAGCUACUUGGAGUUCACAAAGUCACUUCCCCUCAACCCGUCGCCAGAGAUUUUUGGCAUGAACGCCAACGCAGAUAUCGCCAAGGAUCAGGCGGAGACGCAGCUUCUGUUUGACAGCAUCCUGCUCACACAGUCCCGCUCUGCAGGCGGAGACGGCAAAUCCUCCGACGACAUGGUGUUUGAAGUGGCAGCUGAUAUCCUGAGCAAGCUGCCAGCAGACUUUGACUUGGAGGCCGCGCUGAGGCGCUUUCCCACCAGCUACGAGCAGAGCAUGAACACUGUGCUGGUGCAGGAGAUGGGCCGCUUCAACAACCUGCUCAGCACCAUCCGCAGCUCCUGCAUCAACAUCCAGAAGGCCAUUAAGGGUCUGGUGGUGAUGUCAGCGGAGCUGGAGGAAGUAGUCAGCAGCAUCCUGAAGGGCCGUAUCCCCGGCAUGUGGAUGAAGAAGUCCUACCCCAGCCUGAAACCGCUAGGAAGCUACGUCAACGACUUCCUGCAGCGACUCAAGUUCUUACAGGACUGGUACGAUGAGGGCACGCCUGCCGUGUUCUGGAUAUCAGGCUUCUUCUUCACCCAGGCCUUCCUCACAGGCAGCCAGCAGAACUAUGCCAGGAAGCACACCAUUCCCAUCGACCUGCUGGGCUUUGACUUCCAGGUCCAGGACGAGGGUCAAUACCCCGACCCCCCAGAGGACGGUGUUUACGUCAGAGGUCUGUUCCUGGACGGCGCUCGCUGGGACAGGGACACCAAACUUCUGGCCGAGUCCUUCCCCAAAGUGCUGCACGACGCCAUGCCGGUGAUGUGGCUGAAGCCCCUGAAGCGACAGGAUGUUCCUCAGAGGAUGUGCUACCUGGCCCCCGUCUACAAGACGAGCGAGCGGCGAGGCACCCUGUCCACCACCGGACACUCCACCAACUACGUCAUCGCAAUGACGCUGAACUCGGACGUCCCCGCCGAGCACUGGAUCAGAAGAGGAGUCGCUCUGCUCUGCCAGCUCAGCUCGUAGCUGCAGCUUUGAUUCAGUGGCAAAAUGGAAAUAAAAAGACCGACAGUCUGCAGUUUGUCUGCAUAGGGUCAGAAACACAAUAAAUCCAAUACGAUCAGAUAA
Fundulus heteroclitus (mummichog) is the source of this 12094-nucleotide messenger RNA. Its product is annotated as dynein, axonemal, heavy chain 7. NCBI's taxonomy places the organism in Eukaryota, Metazoa, Chordata, Actinopteri, Cyprinodontiformes, Fundulidae. The record is from RefSeq and is a predicted model, not a curated record. Gene Ontology annotation, biological process: microtubule-based movement. Gene Ontology annotation, molecular function: ATP binding; ATP hydrolysis activity; dynein light intermediate chain binding. Gene Ontology annotation, cellular component: dynein complex.